Panicum virgatum (switchgrass) is the source of this 1082-nucleotide messenger RNA. RefSeq lists its product as uncharacterized. Lineage: Eukaryota; Viridiplantae; Streptophyta; Magnoliopsida; Poales; Poaceae. The record is from RefSeq and is a predicted model, not a curated record. Bases 196 to 636 code for a protein of 146 amino acids. The transcript has 2 exons.
AGAUGAUGUAACAAAAACUCUGAAUAUAUCGUUCAAGCUGUCCUCCUCAAUCCCAAUUGCUUCCUCUCGAUCUCAAUUCUCUCUAUCUGAUCCUCUGCUUCUGAUAACAUAUCUAGUAUCAGAGACAAUCAUGGAGUCCUGGAUUCCUUUCCUCAACACAGCCACUUCACCCGUCUGCAGAAGAGGCAGGGCGCCAUGAAUCCCGACACCAAGUCGAUCCUCGACGAGAUCCAAAAGCAAUUCGCCGAACAAACCGCUCUCCUGGACAAGCGCUUCAAUGAAGCCGCCACCGGUUGGGACCAGAAGUUCGCCGAGUUCGAGACCCAGAAGGAUGAGCGCAUCUCCAAAAUCGAGUCCAUCGCCGCCUCCCUGGAUGAAUGGCGGCCGAGUAUCGACGGCCUGGUUGACGAUCUCAAGUUGGAGGUCGGCAAACUCACCAAGCACUGGGGCCGCUCCGUCCGCGAGCGCGAGGUCGGCCACACUGGCCUUCUUUCCCAGUUCGAGCUGGCGCCGGCGCGCCUUCCUGCCGGAGAUCCUGCCAGCCGGCCCAAUGGGCACCACGUCGCAGACAUUCACCGGGCGGAUGGGUACGGGGUUGUCACCACCCUCACCCCUCUCCCGGUCAAGGAUACCUGAACGCAUCUUGCAGAUCAGGCUUGCUCCUGGUGAUCAUCCCAUUCCGGAGGUCUUGGUGAAAUGGUCCAGCAUGCCGGUUUCCUUGGCAACAUGGGAGAAUCUAGAUCGCUUGAAACAACAAUUUCCACGAGCGCCUGCUCUGGAACAAGCAGGCCCUUUACAAGGGGGGAUGUCAGUACUGCUACUCCUACACCGCCUGAAGCUGAAGACGUGCCACGCCGAGGAACGCGUACAAGGAAGCCCAAUGUUCGUGUACACGGGCCGGAGUGGAAGUAGCCCAAAGUGCUAGCGUGAGAGACUUGCUGUCUGACAGCGCGAUUGCCAGCUGCGUCUGGCAGAGUUGUUAAAAAGGGAGAGAGUCGUGAGGAAGAAGAGAUGAUGUAACAGAAACUCUGAACAUAUCGUUCAAGCUGUCCUCAAUCCCAAAUGUUUCCUCCCGAUCUCAA